Molecule: messenger RNA, 3121 nt
Organism: Theobroma cacao (cacao)
Lineage: Eukaryota; Viridiplantae; Streptophyta; Magnoliopsida; Malvales; Malvaceae
Gene: FAS1
Product: chromatin assembly factor-1 (FASCIATA1) (FAS1)
Biological process (GO): nucleosome assembly
Cellular component (GO): nucleus; CAF-1 complex
Source: RefSeq, a predicted model, not a curated record
ACGUUGUAACAAUUUCACCAUUUCAGACACUUUACUUAUCCUAUAAAAAACUCAUAAAAAUAAAAGGAAAUUCGGAGUCUGAAAUUUCUUUAGAAAUACUGCUAUCUUUUGAGUUAUAAUCACGCCCACCCAGUCCAAAAAAAAAAAAGGGUGUCAUUUCUCGUCUCCCUGGUUUGUGUUAUCUCUUUAAUCUACUAGGGUUUAUCUGCAAAAAUCAAUCUUCGGUUUUUAGGGUCAGGAUUUGGUGCUUCUUGAUCACAAUGGCGGACUCAGCGACGGUAAUCGACGUGGAUGAUCAUCCGAAGGUCCCCAAGACGGAUAGCCAAGAUCAACCCAAGAGGACCGGGAAGCGAAAGAGAGCAUCAUGGGUUUCGGAGACCUUGAGCGAUGAACAAAGAGAGGCCCAGAUCAAGGAAUUGAAGCAAGAAAUGGACGGGCUUUAUGGGUAUUACAAAGAAGUAAUGGAGCCGAAAUCGGGUUUCGGAAUGGGUUUUGGUUUGGGAUUAGUUGAGUCCGGUCCAUUGAAUUCAGUGGUUGCGGUUCUGAUGGAGGAGAGUGAUUUGCCGCUGUCGAGAUUGGUGGAAGCAAUUCAUGAAAAGGUGAAGGACAGCAUGGGGAAUGUGAGUUUGGCCGCGGUGAAAAGCGCGGUGCUAUUUGUAGGGCAGAGAGUGAAAUAUGGGUUGGGUAGUGAAGAUGCUGAUAUUUUGGAGGACGAUGCCAACUCUUCUCUUUGGUGUUGGGAGACUAGAGAUGUAAAGUUGAUGCCAAAAUCUGUGCGUGCCACUUUAAAAAUUCGGCGUACUUGUAGGAAGAAGAUUAAUGAGAGAUUUACUGCCGUUUCUGCAAUGAUAACACUGUUACAAAAGUGGGAGAAUGAUCAGAACUACAAGCAUGAUUUCAUGAAAGCAUCAGAAAAGCUUGUCAAAGUAUUAAGUGAGGCAGAAAUUCGCUUGUUAAUGUGUAACAUGUUACAGAAGAGUGGUGCUGAGAUGGCUGAGAAAGAAGCAAAGCGAGAAGAAAAAUUGUUAAUUAAGCAAUUCGAGAGAAAUAGAAGAGAAAUUGAGAAGGAGAAGAAGAAAGUGGACCGUGAACUCCAAAAGGAAAAGUUGCAAAAUGAAAAGGAGAGAAAGCGGUUGCAGGAGGAAGUGGAAAAGGAUGAAAGGCGUCGUGAAAGAGAGGAGGCUGAGAUGAGGAAGCAGCUGAGAAAACAGCAAGAGGAAGUUGAGAGAGAUCAACGAAGGCGUGAGAAGGAAGAGGCAGAAUUGAAAAAGCAACUUUCAAUUCAAAAGCAAGCUUCACUUAUGGAGCGCUUCCUCAAAAAGUGUAAAACAUCACCAAGACAGAUUGAACAAUUGACUAAGCCAGCCACAUUUUGUCCAUCCACCCAGAAGAGUGAAAAGGUACCUGAAGCAAUUACUCUGUUGAUGGACACCACUCUUUCAUCCAAAGGAGAAACUUAUAUGGAUGAUCUCCGCAAGUUGCAUUUAUCUUCUUGGCGCCACUUAGGUCAUUUUCUUCAUUCAAAUCAAAAACAGUGUUGGGGCAUGCGUAGGAAACCUAAGACUGAAUUGUUUAAGGAACUUAAGUUAACUGCUAAUAAAGGGUCAUCCCAUGAUGAAUUGAGCGUUGAAAGGAUUAUAGAUGGAUGGGGAGAAGAGAAUUCUGAUGAUAGAUCAUGCUUUAACCCUGAUAUCUCAGCUGCUGAUGUUAAGUGCUGUGGGAGGAAGCAGUUGUUGCAGUUUGAUAAGAGCUACAGACCUGCAUUUUUUGGUAUUUGGCCUAAGAAAAGUAAUGUUGUGGGACCUCGCUGCCCAUUGAGGAAGGACCCAGAUUUAGACUAUGAUGUUGAUAGUGAUGAAGAAUGGGAGGAGGAGGAGCCAGGUGAAAGCCUCUCAGAUUGCGAUAAAGAUGAAGAAGAGGAAAGUUUUGAAGGAUGCUCUAAAGCUGAUGAUGAAGAUGAAAGUGAAGAUGGAUUUUUUGUACCAGAUGGAUAUCUCUCAGAAAAUGAGGGGGUACAAGUUGAUGGGACUGGAACUGAUGUUGCACUUGAAGAGACCAAAAGUUCCCCUAUGAGUGAGCAAGACGGGCAGAAUGAGGAGUUUUAUACUUUUCUUAGGCAACAGAAGUAUCUAAACAGUUUAACUGAGCAUGCACUUCAAAAAAAUCAACCCUUGAUUAUAUUAAAUAUAUCACAUGAAAAGACCUCAGUGCUAAUGGCUGAAGAUCUUACCAAUACUUGUAAAUUGGAGCUGACAUGCUUGCAAGCUCUGAGCAUGCGUGCAUGUCCUGAUGGCUCACCUGUAGAGAUAUCAGUAGAUAGCAUUGCAGAUGACAAUCAAGAAGCUUGUUUGUCAAGUAGCAAGGCCAGUACAACACCAGUCUUAACAGUGGCACCUAUUCUAGACUCAGAUAUGCCUCUAAUUGUAUCGACUAUUCAGUCAUGCUCCCUUGGUAUCAAUAGGUUGGUAGAGUCUUUGCAACAAAAGUUUCCUUCAAUUCCAAAGUCUCAAUUAAAAACCAAAGUGCGUGAGAUAUCAGAAUUCUCUGAUAAUCGUUGGCAGGUCAAGAAAGAAAUCUUACAGAAACUUGGCAUUCCAAUUUCACCAGAGAAGGGUGGUGGAAGAACCAAAACUAUUGCUGCAUUUUUCUCAAAAAGGUGCUUGCCUCCUUCUGAUAAGAGUAUCAGCCCCAUUGACACCUCUCCUCAGCAGUUACUGAAGCCCAGUUCUGCUGCCCAGGAGCAGCAGAGUUAUACAUACAACCAUACAUAAUAGCCUUGUCUCACUCUUUUUAGCUCUUUAUUUCCUUGCUCUUAACCUUUUUUGCUCUCUCAACUUAUGGUAUACAUUGCAAGUAAUCUUGAUGGAAGCUCAAUGUAGUAAAAUUUUGUGCACAUGAUAGAAUGGAUUAGGCGAGGAAUCUGAACUUCGGUCCAUCUUGUGUAUGAAGUCUUUCAUAGUGCAUGAUAUAGGAGAGGCUCCCCUCAGAUCUUGGAGAUAACUGCAGCCGAUGUGUUCUGAAUAUUUUGCUUGUAACCUUGCAAUUCUAGUAAAGUCGUGACGUAUUGGCCUCUUUAUAAUUUGGUUGGGGAUUAUAAUUUUAAUUUGAUAAGUUUUAAGGA